This is a messenger RNA of Drosophila takahashii, 2070 nucleotides long. The record is from RefSeq and is a predicted model, not a curated record. NCBI's taxonomy places the organism in Eukaryota, Metazoa, Arthropoda, Insecta, Diptera, Drosophilidae.
AUGGUCAACGGUAUUGCCAUUUUGCUCCUCUGCGGACUGGGAUUAAUCAGGGCGGACCAAUUAAAGGACGAACUGCAGUUGCUUCAUCACCGCCUCAACCUUCUUCCCCAGAAUAUUGACUAUGAUAGCAUAGACAUCCGAGUUAUGGAAACGGAUGAUACGCGAUGCCAGGAGGAUAUGACAGAGAUUCUUGGAGGCUUGAAAGCUGGCAGUUACUGGGCACUUAAAAUGCUGGAUUCUUGGGGUUCUCUUCCCUCUGGCCUGUUGUAUGGCACCUUUUACGAUCUUGGAAACUUCGAUGAGUGCCUGGAAAUUCAUCAACAAAUCAGCAGCAGCCAAACGAUCCAGGGCAAAUAUUGUUUCAUGGCUGUGCCCCUCAAAGACGUCCUGGACACCGGGAUUACGUCCCUGGAAAGCAUGCAGAUCAAGAUAGCCACUUGUUUUCCUGCCUCCUGCUCGGCCAGUCAAAUGGAAAAGUUUGCGGGACAACUAUUUAAAAAUGUAUUCAACUCAAGCAAAACUCUGGAAAUAACCAUUGAUGAAGACGGUUGCCAAACCAGCGAUCGUGUGCCUUGGGAUGGCCUUACAAUUUUCACAGUUGUGAUUUUGUCAUUGCUGACUUUAAUAGUUACCGGUUGCACUUUGUAUGACUACUUUCUGUGUGAAAAUCAAAAAAAACUUCCAUCUCUGGUAAAGAUCAUUUCAGCUAGGGCUAAUUCCAGAGCUCUUUUCCGUCUGGUGGAUGGCAGUUCCAAUCCCAAUGUGAUUGACUGCCUUCAUGGCAUUCGCUGCAUGUCCCUCAUCUGGGUGGUCUUCCUUCAUGAGCACAUGUAUUCCCUGAUAUCGCCGAACAUUAACUUUUCUUAUGCGCUUUCGUGGCUGGAGAAACCCAUGGCAAGCUUUUUCGUCCACGGCUACUUUUCAGUGGAUUCUUUUCUCUUUAUCGGUGGCUUAUUGGUAUCCAUGACUGCUCUGCGCACCAUGGAAAAGACCAAAGGAAAACUAAAUGUGCCGAUGAUGUAUGUGCAUCGCAUUAUUCGCAUCCUGCCCGUUUUGGCCAUGGCCAUCUUGAUCUAUGUGAAGCUAAUGCCAGUUGUCAGUGGAGGACCUCUUUUCAAAAGUGGAUUCCAUGGCAAAGAGGAGUGUGUGAAUGGCUGGUACUGGGAUCUUCUAUUCAUUCAGAACUAUGCAACGGAAAGUUGCCUGGAUCAGUCCUGGUAUUUAGCGGUGGACAUGCAGCUGUAUAUCCUGUCGCCACUCCUCCUAAUUGCCCUCUACAAAUGGGGCAAGAAGGCGGCCUUUGGCAUUGUUGCACUUGUGAUUUUGCUCUCCGCUUGCCUGUUUGCCACUCAGAUGGUCAAUCAUUACUCCAUGAGUAUAAAAAAUGGUGGUGGCGAUGAUGAGGCCAAUUCAAAGCUUUAUCUAGCCACUCAUACACAUGCUGCCCCUUGGCUGAUUGGCUUCUUGUUCGGUUACUUCCUGCACCUGAAUCGUGGCAAGAAGUUCGAGUUGAGUCGGCUGGUCGUAUGGUCGGGUUGGAUCCUCAGCCUGGCCAUGAUCUUUACCUCGAUCUUUGCUCUCUAUCCGUCCGGAAAAUGGAGUGCUCCACCGCUACCGACAGUGGAGGAAUCUCUGUACUACACUCUCACUCGAGUGGGUUGGCCCUUGUCGAUGUGGUGGGUUGUUUUCGCCUGUAUGCAGGGCUAUGGAGGUCUGGCCAACAGUCUCCUUUCCACCCCUUUGUGGCAGCCCCUUUCCAGGCUCUCCUACUCCGUCUUCAUCUGGCACAUGUUCAUUCAGGAGGUGAACAGCCGGAAUGUGAGGACCAGCACUUACUUUUCAACCUACUCAGUGAUGCUCAACUUCUGGUCAGACUUUGGCAUCAGCCUGGUUAUGUCGUACGCUUUGUAUCUCAUUAUUGAGGCGCCGAUCGGUGGACUAGAUGCCCUUUGGAGACCUACUGGAAAUGUAAAGCCUCCAGCUGCUAUCCAACCUAUACUGACUUCUGUAGUAGAGCACAAGAUCGAUGGCGAUGAAACCGAAAACAAAUUAGCUGCUCAAUCUGAUUAA